Trifolium pratense (red clover) is the source of this 1895-nucleotide messenger RNA. RefSeq names its product calcium-dependent protein kinase SK5. The transcript is spliced from 7 exons. Gene Ontology annotation, biological process: intracellular signal transduction; peptidyl-serine phosphorylation; protein autophosphorylation. The coding region runs from base 245 to 1726 and encodes 493 amino acids. The record is from RefSeq and is a predicted model, not a curated record. NCBI's taxonomy places the organism in Eukaryota, Viridiplantae, Streptophyta, Magnoliopsida, Fabales, Fabaceae. Gene Ontology annotation, cellular component: nucleus; cytoplasm. Gene Ontology annotation, molecular function: calcium-dependent protein serine/threonine kinase activity; ATP binding; calcium/calmodulin-dependent protein kinase activity.
GCAACCAAACCUUCAAGUUGAAAGUUGAAAGUUGAAACAGUACAAAGACCAAGCCCACAGAUAACAACCAACAGCAACAUCAUUAGUACAAAGACCAAAAAGAACAAAAAUCUAGGAUGCCCAAAAACAUGACCACCUUAAUUUAAUCAAAUCAUUCAUUCAUAAAACGUGCCAACCAUUCAAGUCUCUGAAAAACACAAACACAAACAUUCAAUCUCAUUCAGGUUCUUUUUUUCUCUCUUCAAUGGCUAAAGAGAAUCCAAAUCCAACCAUAACAUUGAAACCAGUAACAUGGGUUUUACCUUACAGAACAGAGAAGGUAACUGAGAUAUACAGAAUGGGUAGAAAAUUGGGUCAAGGUCAAUUUGGAACAACCUAUCUUUGUACACACAAAUCAACAAACAGAACAUUUGCUUGUAAGUCAAUCCCAAAAAGAAAGCUUUUUUGUAAAGAAGAUUAUGAGGAUGUUUGGAGAGAGAUUCAGAUAAUGCAUCAUUUAUCUGAACAUUCUCAUGUUGUUAGAAUUGAAGGAACUUAUGAGGAUUCUAUUGCUGUUCAUAUUGUUAUGGAACUUUGUGAAGGAGGUGAACUUUUUGAUAGGAUUGUUCAAAAGGGUCAUUAUAGUGAGAGACAAGCUGCUACUUUGAUUAAGACUAUUGUUGAAGUUGUUCAAUCUUGUCACUCUCUUGGUGUUAUGCAUAGAGAUCUUAAACCUGAGAAUUUUCUCUUUGAUACUGUUCAUGAAGAUGCUAAGCUUAAAGCUACUGAUUUUGGUUUGUCUGUUUUUUAUAAACCUGGUGAAUCAUUUUCCGAUGUUGUUGGGAGCCCAUACUAUGUUGCACCGGAGGUCUUGCGCAAACUAUAUGGACCUGAGUCCGAUGUGUGGAGUGCCGGCGUUAUUUUGUACAUCUUAUUAAGUGGGGUGCCACCAUUUUGGGCAGAAACUGAACCGGGGAUCUUCCGACAGAUUUUAAUAGGAAAACUUGAUUUUCAGUCUGAGCCUUGGCCUAGCAUUUCGGACAGCGCAAAGGAUCUAAUUCGGAAAAUGCUUGAUCAAAAUCCAAAAACAAGGCUAACAGCACAUGAAGUACUCCGCCACCCAUGGAUUGUUGAUGACAACAUUGCACCUGAUAAACCUAUUGACUCAGCAGUUUUGUCACGUCUGAAGCAAUUCUCUGCAAUGAAUAAACUGAAAAAGAUGGCUUUGCGUGUUAUUGCUGAGCGUCUAUCUGAGGAAGAAAUUGGCGGCCUAAAAGAGUUAUUCAAGAUGAUUGACACCGACAGCAGUGGAACCAUAACAUUUGAUGAGUUAAAAGAUGGCUUAAAGCGAGUAGGAUCUGAACUUAUGGAGUCUGAAAUCCAGGAUCUUAUGGAUGCUGCUGAUGUUGAUAAAAGUGGGACAAUCGACUAUGGUGAAUUCAUUGCUGCAACUGUUCAUUUAAAUAAGCUGGAGAGAGAGGAAAACCUGUUGUCAGCCUUCGCUUAUUUUGACAAAGAUGCUAGUGGUUACAUAACCAUUGAUGAGAUUCAACAAGCUUGUAAAGACUUUGGCUUAGAAGAUAUCCACAUUGAUGAAAUAAUCAAGGAAAUUGAUCAAGACAAUGAUGGACAGAUAGAUUAUGGGGAAUUUGCUGCAAUGAUGAGAAAGGGAAAUGGAGGAAUAGGAAGGAGAACAAUGAGAAACACACUAAAUUUAAGAGAUGCUUUGGGAUUAGUAGGCAAUUGAUCCAAUCAAGUUAUUGAUGGUUACCUUAAGUAAUCACUUGGUGACAAAAAAAAAAUUGAGGAAAAAUAAUUAAAUUUGAUAAAUUUAAACAUUAUCUUUAGAUUGACCAAAUUUUUUGCAUAUCUUUUAUUAGAUUGAUCAUUCCAAAAAAAGAUAUUCUUUACCUUGA